UCAUUGCGUUUUGUGUCAUCUUGUGCUAAAGGGAGAACAACAAAACAAAUCUGGAGGCACAAAUAUGGUCAGCUGUGUGAUUCAAGAACAAAGGAAAUCGAAAUAAUACUGUUAUGGGCGUUAACCUGGUCUUAGGAAGAUCUGAUUUAUCAAUCUAGACUCGGGAACUGGGUUCUCAGUUGUACGAAGAUGUCAUCCUCGUCAGCCUCGAAGAGCGAAUUCAAUGUCGCUGGGAAGUAUCGUCUGGUACGCAAAAUAGGAAGCGGGUCCUUCGGCGACAUAUAUCUUGCAAUCAAUAUAUCAAAUGGAGAGGAAGUUGCGGUCAAGUUGGAAUCUACAAAAGCACGUCAUCCACAGCUUUUGUAUGAAAGCAAGUUGUACAAACUCCUCUCUGGGGGUGUUGGAAUCCCUCACAUAAGAUGGUUUGGUCAAGAGAAAGAAUACAAUGUGCUUGUCAUGGACUUGUUAGGACCAAGUUUAGAAGAUCUCUUCAACUUUUGUUCUCGCAAGUUUACCAUGAAAACAGUUCUCAUGCUGGCUGAUCAGAUGAUCAACAGGAUUGAGUACACGCACAAUAAAAACUUUAUCCAUCGUGAUAUUAAGCCAGAUAACUUUUUGAUGGGAAUUGGCAGACACUGUAACAAGGUGUUCAUCAUUGACUUUGGUCUCGCCAAGAAAUACAGAGACAAUAGAACCCGUCAACAUAUCCCUUACAGAGAGGAUAAGAACCUGACCGGUACUGCACGUUAUGCCAGCAUCAAUGCUCACAUGGGCAUUGAACAAAGUCGUAGGGAUGACAUGGAGUCCUUGGGUUAUGUCCUUAUGUACUUCAACAGAGGCUCUUUACCUUGGCAGGGUUUAAAGGCAGCAACGAAGAAGCAGAAAUAUGAAAGAAUAAGUGAAAAGAAAAUGUCAACACCAGUGGAAGUCCUUUGCAAGGGGUUUCCUGCAGAGUUUGCCAUGUACCUCAACUACUGCCGAGGUCUGAGAUUUGAAGAAGCACCAGACUACAUGUACCUAAGACAACUGUUCAGAAUCCUUUUCCGCACACUCAACCAUCAGUAUGACUAUGUUUUUGACUGGACCAUGCUGAAGCAGAAGGCUGCUGCCUCUUCAGCGACUGGUAUUGGCCUCUCCACCAACAUGGCGACCAAUGGCAAAUAAAGAUUUCUGCUGUGUUGUGAAGCAGCCUGUUAUUUGCCUAUGCCAACCAAAGGUGGUUUCUUUCACCCUGUUCAGUCCUUACAUUUGAGGAACAAGGCUGUUUUCGUCGCACUGUAUCAUUAUGCAUCCAGAACACAUAUUUUUUUUCUGUUUUUUUUUUACUCCAAGAUGGAUAUUCAUUUGAUAACUGUUGGAUGUUUGUCGAGUUCCAUGGGUUGUCAUCUCAAGUUAUCAAGGACAAGAUUCACGUUUGUGUUGUUUCUUAAGGCUGAGCACUGUCUAAGGAUAGUAUAUGUUUGGUAUAACAUGAUCCCAGUUUUAAGAGGUAUUGUUCAAAUGAAAAUGAACUGGUGUAGCCGGGGGCAUUUGGUCUAUUGUGUAUCGGCAUUUUAUAUACUUCCUGAAUUUUUUGAAAUUGCUAUAAAAAAGUGUGUUAAGAAGAGGGUGGAAAUUGUAUGAGUAGUGGGUUGAGUGUAUAAAGGAAUAUUGUACAUGGUCCGAGGCUGAUCUUAUCCAUUUUGUUAUAAAGCAAGAUAUGUUUUAUGUUCAUAGAAUAUCCAAUAACACAAGAUUGUUUGUUCUUAAGAUUCAGUGUCAAUUUUUGCUCAACUUUUAGUAGAAGUUCAACCAUAGAAAGUUUCUGAAUUUGUAUUAUAAUUUCCUCUUUUAACUUUAUUAUUUUGAGUCAAAGCACAGAGAAGUAGAAAAGUAACUUUUUAUUUUUUAGGCGUCUCUUUGCCUUUUUUAAAAGACAAUAUUUUGUUUGAGAUUGGAAUGGUAACGCUUCAUUAACAGUUCGGCAAACAAGUGCUAUAUUGGAAGUGACUGAAAUUUUUUUUUAAUAAAUUUUUUUUGUCAUGAUAUACAUAAUUAAAAGAUUUGUAUGAUUCUAUUGUUUAUUCAAGUUCAGUUUUGCACAUUAUUGUUGCAAGUAGCAAAGAGCUGUAUUUGCAUUAUUUGAUUCCAGUGUGGUGGGUAUUUAUAAUUUACCACUUACUCUAAUGGCACACUGCUUUUUUUUUUGCUUGCAAACGUAGAGGCUGCUUUAGUAGUACUAACUGAGUUUAUAUUUUGGUUUACGCUCCGACAUUGUUUCAUGAUAAUCAACUUCUUUUUACUGUGGAAGCAUUGUCUUUUUAAAGGGAUUUUUUUUUUGUAAAGAGUAUUGAUAACUAAGUUUGACUUCACAUGUUGUAUGUAGAGAGUGUUGAAGUGAAAUAAGUGCCUGAGCUUUGGAUGCAGAGUACAUGUGAUACGUUGAAACUGAAUUUAUAAUUUUUGGGGAGUAGAGUUGUUGUUUUUUUCCCGUCACAUUCUGCCUUUUGAACUUUGAAUGUCUUCAUGUUUUACUGAACUAAAUGGACAGAGGUAUCUAGUAGCUUGAUGGCUUUGUGGAUUCUUCCCAUUGCUCCUCUUGAUGGUUUGGUGGUAUUUCAAUAUUAUACUUAGGUUUUUGUAAGGCAAGUUUACAACGAUAUUGUUAUACGGAUGGAGUUGUUGGGUUCACAUAUGUCAGUCUUGCCUUUGAAGUUUCAUGUCCUGAAAGCCUUAAGAAAAACCAGCAACAAAACGAUGUAUUGUGAGUAAAGAAAUGAAUGAGAUUCCUUUUAUCACUAUUCUUGUUGGUACUAUUAUUAUCGUUAUCAUUAUUAUUAUUAUUGUUUGUUUUAUGGUUGUGGAGUCUUUGGGCCUUACUCAGGGACCUACUAAGAAAUGCCCAUGACUGAUAUAUAUAUUAUAUAUCAUUAUUUUUUAAAUUAACAAAAUGUUACCAUCAUUUUGUUCCUUCUAAUCUGUCCUGUGUAUUUCUAUUUUAAUAUUGUGCAGCUAUAACUGAAAACAGGAUGAGUUUUCGCGUCCAGACUGGGCCAACUUUAUUCCCCUAGAAAAGGUUAUGUGAGAAAGGUGUUGCUUUUUUAUUUCCAUCAGUGUAAGGAAAUAAGUUUUGUGCAAGAAAUAGCCUCUCUGAUGCUCACAGGGUGGCAGAAAUGUUUAUGUCACUAACGAGGAGAAGAUUUUUCCUGAGUUUUUAUUUUAGUGUUAUCUUUAAAGGAAUUGUUUUGUUCUUUUUAACAACGUUUAUAUGGUUUUGAUCAUGAAGAACUGUGACCAAAUGGAAGGAGGAAUUAUGAAACUGUUUAUUCUCUUGUUGCAACACUUUCAGUUGAAGUCGGAAGGUUGGACAGAAUCAGUUGGUUAGUAAUAUCCUUUCCUAUACACAAAACUGCAGUUAAGAUUUGUAUGAGAAGGCUUUCUUGCAUGGUGUAAUAUUGCUGGUGAAACGACGAAAGUAUUUUGUGUGGUGGGGGGGGGGGUUGUCUUAUUUAGGCAUUUUUAUAAGCAGAAUAGUUUUUAGAUCUGAUUGCUGACUGUUCUAUUGGUCUGAAGGUCAACUGUAUGUAUUUUUAUUCAGCAUUUAUGAGAAAUCAAUGCAGUAAAAUGUGAAUGCUCACUCCAGUUGCCCAAGUCUGGUGGCACUUGUGUGUGGGAGGUUUUGUAUUUGAAUCUGGGCCAUGUGUUGUGUGUUUUCCGCAUAUCCUUUCUCUGAAACUUUGCCUUACCUGUGGUGUACAUAGAUCUUUUUUUUUCCAAAGUAAUUCAUUCCAUAUUAAUUAUUACAAAUGUCAAUUCUCUCAGAGAAAGAGAUUCUUGUAUAUUCCUGCACUUUCUCUUCUGAUUUUACCUUGUUGUAAUUCCUUAUGAUGAGAAAAUAUGAUGAAUGAACAGACUGAAAUGUGUGAUGUGAUGUGAUAGCUCCACUUGGUGAGUGCCUUAUUCAUGACUUCUGUGAAAUGUCUUUUCGUGAUGAUGGUCUGUAGCCAGAUGUUAACACUUGGAUUAGAUAUACUCUGACAUAUUUGUAGCCUUCAGGUUUAGGUCAUUGCUAGUGUCUUUGAACUAUUUCUCAUCGUUUUGAGAAGUAAUUUUGGGAUUGCGGGUUUACUGUUUGUCACCACCUUAGGUGAGAAAAAUUUGGGACAAAUUUUGAUUUUUUGUGCAAGAUGUAUGACUUAGUUAAUAAUCCACAGUUUUUAUACUUUCCUGCCUGAUUGGGAUGUACAGUUGUUUUCAGGAAGAAAUGGCUCUUUUUGAGUGCGGUCGGUUUCUGUUACUGUGUGUGUCAUCAUAUAAUGGGUGUCCUUUCCAGGCGUAUGUUUUGUAACUUCGAAAAGUUGUACAGAACAGAGGUACGUUUCCAUUAUCGUUAUAAUAUAUUUCUUAUACCCCAAGUCCUUGCUUGCCACACCUCAAAGAUUAUGUCGUUUCUGGCAGUAAAGGAAAGAUUGUAUUUGAUAACUGUGCCUUUUUUUUUUUUUUUGAAGUAAAGAUGUCAGAUGUCUGACUAAUGCCAUCAAUGAGAGGAAUGAAACUUUAGCACAAUAAACAAAGAGCAAAAAGUGAACAUUAUUAUUUUCUUCUGUCUUUGUUUUACAAGCUCUUGUAUAUAGGCCAGGUUCCUGUGACUGCAGCUUGUAGUUAUUCUCUUGUCCUUUGUUCUGGCUUUGGUCGUUUGAGUUUGAGUAGACUGUUUUUCAGACAGAAAUCUUUUUUGACCAUUUUCUUUGUUGAUGUUUUUUCAAAAUCAACUGGUGUUCUGUUAUGUUCAUGGCAGUAUGAUAAUUUUGGUGACAAAAGGUGUCAUGGUGCUCUCCAUGCUUUUCUUUUGUCAGCAGUUCAAGUGUCUUGUUGAUGUACACAGAGAUUUACACAGGUUGGUUGGAGAGAACUGAAUGAGGAAAUCCUGGGGAAACAAUCACAGCAGAGACUAGUGGGGUUUUAUGUUCAUUCGUUUAUGUAUGCUCGGAAAUUUGUGAAAUAAGGUUGUAAUGGUCUGAUCAUGUUUGACGUAAGGAUUUUUUGUAUCCAUAAAAUGAAAGGUUCAUGUUUUAAAACUGUUGUCCAUCAUCACCAUUUCCUUUCUUUUUUUUUUUUUCCGCUAAGUUAGUUCAGCUUUUGUACUUGAUUUCGUUGUGUGCAGUGGUUGUUGAUUUAUUUCUGUAACGUAGCUGCUCAGUGCAGAGUUGAAUAAUUAUAAAGACCAAGAUGUUAUGUUUUCGCCCGAUCACCGUGUGAUCAGAAAGAUUGUACUGGGGUGCUCCUCUGAUUCAUCAACCAAAUCGAGGUACACUUGUAGAAAUGCACACCCUUUUAUUUUAGCCAUCAAAAUCCGCUCAAAAUACCCUUGUUCAUCACAGCACUACCAUCUUACAGGUUCUUUCAGAGAGGAAAAUGAUAAAAAUGUGUCUUUAGCUGAAUGUAGUAUUGAAUAUUCCCGGGGGAAAAUAGUCCAGCUGGUUUAUCGUCAUAUUUUCAUUCCUUUUCAGUUUUGUAUUCUUUCAUUGCAGUAUAUCAGAUGACUGUUUUUGUGAUGUUUCUUCUCAUGACCAUUACAUCCAGUAGAUUUGUAUAGAUCUGGGUAUCUGUUUGUGACAUGGUUUUUAACUCUUCAUGGAAAGAAGUAAUUUCACUUUUGCUCUUCUUGCGUGCUGUGGAAGAAAAGAAAAGACAUGUCAAUAAUUUUUUAGCAGUACGAUCGAUUUCGCCGAAAAUAACUUUGUUUUAAGAAUGAAAGAAAUACUUCGUGUGCUUGCUUGGAAACAAAACAUGAACUUGGAAUAAAAAUCAUCUUAUUCUA
Messenger RNA from Aplysia californica (California sea hare), 5800 nucleotides. Its product is annotated as casein kinase I. Lineage: Eukaryota; Metazoa; Mollusca; Gastropoda; Aplysiida; Aplysiidae. Bases 190 to 1164 code for a protein of 324 amino acids. The transcript has 8 exons. The record is from RefSeq and is a predicted model, not a curated record. Gene Ontology annotation, biological process: signal transduction; negative regulation of canonical Wnt signaling pathway; peptidyl-serine phosphorylation. Gene Ontology annotation, cellular component: nucleus; cytoplasm. Gene Ontology annotation, molecular function: protein serine/threonine kinase activity; ATP binding.